UCGCAUAUGUUCAAACACUGGGAUGACUCUCCCCAUUGAAGACCUAUCUGGACGUUGAAGAUACUUGUCGUAGAUGGGGUGAAUUUUGGCAAACGAUAAUUUUUGCAACAUAUUAGAGCUGUACAAUCUGGACCGAAGCGAUUGAUUGGCACAGUCGCAGUCGAGAUCGAUCGUUGGUGUCGUGCGGAGUUCUAGUCCCGUCAGUGCGCUGAAUCUGUGAUUUUCUGUCAAGAAACAAAAUGGUCUCAUCCGGCGUAUGUCUGCUGCUACUGGCCAGCUUUCACCUAGCUUUGACUGCACCAACUCGACGACGACAAGCAACGGAAGGAUGUCCGCGGAGUUUAUCGGAUUUGAGCGAUUGCGUUGGGAACUCGAUACAGCACUAUGUAAACUUCAUGGCCAGCGGGAAGCUAUCUCCGAAGGUAUCCGUGACGCCAUUCGAUCCUCUGUUACUCCCAAAUAUGACAAUCACCCAUCAGAGCAAAGAGUUCACGGCAGUUUUCGUCAAUCGGUAUCUAGUAGGAUUGAAGAACAGCUUCGUUCAUGAUACCAGUGUUGAUCUCAGUCAGAAAGAACUAAGUCUCACCCUCCUGAUGCCUGCUUUGGAACUGCUCGGGAUGUACUCAACCGAAUCCAUCGAGAACCACGAUGCGACGGAGAAUACAAUCCUGACAAUUUCCAUCAGGAGUUCAACGGCAAAGUUCCGGGCUCAAGGUGAGCUGUAUAAAUCAGCAUCCGGUAUCGAGCACAUACGCCUCAACGUAACAGACAUCGAUCUGGUGAUGGGUCACUACAUGAUCAACGAUAUGGACCACAGCACUCACAUUCCGCGGUCGAACCGACACUUUGACAGUGUCUCACGGCCCGAAUUUGUUAAGCUGAUUGAAAAAGACCUCCGAGUGCAGCUUGGCUUCCGACUGCAGCACAUUGCUAACGAAGUGUUUGCGCUGGCACCAUACGAAAAGCUCUUUCCUGUAUGAUAUCGUACCAAGACGGCCCCAAUAAAGCACUGAGAAAAAUAACAA
Molecule: messenger RNA, 1025 nt
Organism: Ochlerotatus camptorhynchus
Lineage: Eukaryota; Metazoa; Arthropoda; Insecta; Diptera; Culicidae
Exons: 4
Coding region: 240-980 (246 amino acids)
Source: RefSeq, a predicted model, not a curated record